This is a messenger RNA of Notolabrus celidotus (New Zealand spotty), 1194 nucleotides long. Its product is annotated as G-protein coupled receptor 20-like. Lineage: Eukaryota; Metazoa; Chordata; Actinopteri; Labriformes; Labridae. Gene Ontology annotation, molecular function: G protein-coupled receptor activity. The transcript has 4 exons. Gene Ontology annotation, cellular component: membrane. Gene Ontology annotation, biological process: positive regulation of Rho protein signal transduction; phospholipase C-activating G protein-coupled receptor signaling pathway. The record is from RefSeq and is a predicted model, not a curated record. Bases 1 to 1194 code for a protein of 397 amino acids.
AUGGAGACCAUUCCUACCAACAUCAGAUCUGGGCCCUUCUUGCCUGUUUCGACUCCAGGCCCAGCAAACUGCAGCACGUGGGACCAGCGGUGGGGAGGGGCUUACUUACACAGGUUAGCUCACCUGGAUGUGCAGCUGUACCAGGACUUCUAUGCUGUGUGGGUCUCUCUCAUGGUGUGUAACUGUCUCAUGUUAGUGGUCGGUGUGGUCCUCAACAGCCUGGCUCUCUAUGUCUUCUGCGGACCCUCCAGCCAUUCCUCUGCCUCCGUGGUUUAUACCAUAAACCUGGCUGUAGCUGACCUGCUUGUGGCACUGUCAUUACCAGCUCGUAUUGCUCUGUACCACAGUGGAGGCACCUGUGUGACCUGUUCCUACGUUCACACUUUCAGCUACUUUGUUAACAUUAUCUGUGUAGAUCGAUACCUCGCUGUCGUCCAUGCAUCCAGUACUCUGCAUCGAUGCAGGACCACAGGAACAGCCAAGUGGGUCAGCACCACAGUUUGGUUCGUUGCAGUUGUAGUCACCUACUCUUUUCAGACCACUGCACUGGAGUUCAGCUCCUCCUGUGUGCUCCUCCCUGCUCUCUUCUACCUCACCAUCCUUGAGUUCCUUCUACCCCUGCUGGCCGUUGUUGGCUUCACGCUACGUGUUGCCUGUUUUCUCUCUUCCAGCCAUGGCCUGAUGCCCCAGCAGAGUCGGGCAAGGAGGGCACGGGCUGUCAGGCUACUAGCCACUGUCCUGGUAGUCUUCACAAUCUGUUUCACACCUUUCCAUAUCCGGCAGGUGUUGGUUUACUUCCGGGUCAAAGUCAAGGGAGAGGAAGGACUGGGUCAGGGGGCAGGGCAUGUACUUGCCUAUCACAUCACGGUCACACUAAGCAGUUUGAACAGCUGCCUGGAUCCAGUAGUUUACUGUUUUGUAACCGACAGCUUCAAGAGAGUGUGGAGAUCAAGGAGGCGGGGAGUGAGGGAGUGGGACGGGGAGAUGGGACACACAAGUGUGGGAGAAGGUGAGAGACAUUCAGUUAAUGGUACAGCACUGGCAAUAGCUCACAGCGUGGCCACACUCACCCUCACCAGCACUCCCCUCUCUGCAGCCCACAUGGAACAGUCCUCUGAGAGGGAGGUGACCCCCUGUACACUUUUGGAUGAAUCAGUCAAAAUAGACACCUGGAGAGGAGUCAUCAAAGAGUGA